AUGGAUGCCAUUGCGCUCAAGCAUGUCGAAAAGUUGUUUGACACUGGCUUCAAGCUGGCCUGGAACCACAAGUUCCGUGAGGUCUCGGUGGAGAGACGCAUAUAUUGCCCGUCACCGAGUUGUGGCCAGUGGAUCAAGGACGAAAACUUGUUUCGCGGAGAGGACGGCCGGCAGACGGCCGUCUGUGGCCGUUGUCGUACAAGCGUCUGUUGUUUGUGCAAUAACAAGGCACAUGCAUCACGCGAUUGCCCGCGUGAUGAGAGGACAAUACGCUUUCUGGCCAAAGUUGAGGGCCGCCAGACCUGCAACAGAUGCAAGUCGGAAGUGGAGCUUGAAGAGGGCCAGAACCAUAUGAUUUGGUACUGCGGUGCUGAAUCAUGCAUGAUCUGCGGAGCAAAAUGGGGGCAUUGCGACUGCCAAGUAUUUGAUGUUGAAACAGACCGUGCUGGGUACGGCCAUCUUCCAUAUCCGCCCACCAAUGGUUCUCGGUAUGAUCGGUUUGGCUCAGCACCGGCGAUUGCCACUAGGGAUUUCCGUCCCAGCAAUUCUGGUGGGAGCCGGCCCUAUUCAGCAGGCGAAGGUAUGCGGUCCCGCCCGCAGAGCAGCUACGAAGACAAAUCGCGUGCUCGUUCGUAUCGCGACGACUAUCGAGCUGAUACCCACCGGGACAACGACCUGGCCCGGCGCAUGGAGGCAUUCGGAGGACUCGGGGAUGAUGACGACACGAUGGAUGCCUUCAGCUCAGCUAUCAAAAAGGCACGGCUUGAUCGAUAUGCGAGACGGCAUGCCAACGACGACGCAGGUGCCCCCGUCCAUCGUAGAAGAAGUUUUAUGGAAGACAAAGAUUACGACCGCGACGAAAGCGACGACCGUGACUACUCUGCCCGGGCAGCGGCGGACAUUCUUCCCUCCGCACCGCAUCCUCCACCUGCUCCCCCGACUCCGCCACAGCAACAGGCACAAGCUCAAGCCCAAUCCGCACAGCAUCGCUACCAGCACCAGCAGCUCCAGCAAACCCACCCGCCUCCCCCGCCUCACCCACCAUAUCCAUCACUUCAACAGCACCAGCCACUUCACCCGAUUCACCCGCAACACGAUCGAUUUGAACUACAUGAGCAACUCGAACAUCAACGAGCGCCACCGCCGCCUUCGCAGUAUCCCACUACGACAUAUGACCGCCCUGCCGCGUCGAUGGACUUCUACACAAGCGGGCCAAGCCGUACCCGUGCUGUUACCACAGACUCAGAGGUGGGCCGACUGGCAAACCGCUUCAACACAGAGUCCAGGUCUGGUCCGAUGCAUCGACCAAAGGCACCACCGGCUCUUACCGGACCGCCUAUGGCGACAGGUGUGUCUCAUGGUGUGCCAAUGGGGGCAGGUGGCGGGAUGGGAGUUAUGCCGAUGGGCCCGAUGUCUCCAAACGGUCCUAUGGCACCCUUGCCUCCUAUGAUGCCGAUGCAGGGACCACCCCCGCCGCUGAUGCCGCCUCCACUUAUGGGCUCCAUGCCAAUAAUGUCCAUGGCACCCAUUCCUCACCCGAGUAUAAUGCCGGAAAUACCCAUGAUGCGCAGGCACCUGAUGGAAGAGGACAUGUUCAUGGGCCACGAGCCGCUACAACGUGGAGGGUCGUUUGAGCAGGUUCCGUUUUCUAGUUAUCCCGUGGAAGAUGAGUACGCCUUCAGUUCUGGUGCGGGCGGACGUCGCCACCGGCGCCGGGACGAGGACGCCUCGCACGCACAGGAAGCGCGCAGGUCUGAAAUGGCUGGCCUUGCCGGCCCUGGCCGUGGCAUGGACCGCGUAGCAGAUUGGAUGGAGUUUGUUGGUAACGAGCCACCUGGCAAAGAUUCCGACAGCGUACUCAAUCCGUGA
Molecule: messenger RNA, 1869 nt
Organism: Sporothrix schenckii 1099-18
Lineage: Eukaryota; Fungi; Ascomycota; Sordariomycetes; Ophiostomatales; Ophiostomataceae
Exons: 2
Coding region: 1-1869 (622 amino acids)
Biological process (GO): ubiquitin-dependent protein catabolic process; protein polyubiquitination; positive regulation of proteasomal ubiquitin-dependent protein catabolic process
Cellular component (GO): ubiquitin ligase complex; cytoplasm
Molecular function (GO): zinc ion binding; ubiquitin conjugating enzyme binding; ubiquitin protein ligase activity
Source: RefSeq, a predicted model, not a curated record